Messenger RNA from Caenorhabditis elegans, 1377 nucleotides. The record is from the annotation of a RefSeq genome assembly. NCBI's taxonomy places the organism in Eukaryota, Metazoa, Nematoda, Chromadorea, Rhabditida, Rhabditidae.
AUGCCGCCCGAAAACUGGUCGACAUUGAAUUCGGAUACAAUAAGCAUUGAAAUUGUUUCAUUAUUAUCAAAUGGACUGCUAAUGUAUUUGGUUUUAACAAAAUCACCAUCUCAAAUGGGAUCUUACAAAUGGUUAAUGCUUUAUACGUCACUCUUCGAACUAGUUUAUACCAUCGUUAACAUGUUUGAUUGUCCGGUAAGUCGAUCAGAACAUUUUUCGAGUAAUAUUUAAAAAAAAGAAACUUACAACUUAUGGAUCUACACUUCUUGUAUUCCACGAUUUAAACAAUUCUUGGUUUGGGCACAGUGUUACUACUUUUUUAAUUUGUAAGUACCGUAGUUUCGAUUUGUAAAUGGUAAUAUUAUAAUUAAACUCCGACAAUAAAUUAGAGGAUUAAAUACUCAAAAUUCUCAAAACUCAAAAUUCAAAAAAAAAAGAUUAAUGUAUAUCUUCAAAAUUUAUCAACAAAUUUAAAAAAGGUUUUCAAAAAAACAACUUUUUUCAUUGGUCUACUGCUCCUGCUUUGGAUCUUCCAUGUCAAUAUUUGUGUGUCACUUUGCAUACAGAUACGGAGCAAUGAACAGGUUACAACAAUUUAAAAAUUUAAAAAUUUACAAAUAAUUUAGCGUAUUUUAUGAAACAUACUUAUCCGGUUACAAACAAGUUGUUCUCUACAUCGCUCCAAUCAUUUCUGGAUUUAUUUGGGGAUUAGCCACGUAUGCAUUUAUGCACGAAUCGGAUACCAAGUCAGAUUUAAUGAGGUGAUUGAUUAAUUUAUAAUAUAAUCAAUUUUGAAUUUUAUUUUCAGAGAGCAGAUUAAAGCGUCUUUCAAUUUAAGCAUUGAAGAAUGUGCAUACGUAUCUUAUAAUUUCUGGGUUCCGGACAAAAACCACACAAUGAUUUUAGAUCUUGAAUCACUUGAAGGUGUUGUUAUCAUGAUUGCAAUUGUUGUACGUAUAUCAGAAAUUAAAUUAAAUUUUAAUUUUUUAUUUAUCAAUUCAGGGAGUCUCAUUUGUUGGUGUUUUCUAUUUUGGAUUUCAAUGUUAUUCCUGGAUAUUUUCAAAACUUGAAAUUCUUGACUUACAAUCACAAGCAGCAAAAUCUCUUCAAGUACAACUCUUUUCAGUUUUGAUACUUCAAACUGCAAUUCCAUGCGUGUUAAUGUAUAUUCCCGCUGCCAUUAUUCUCGGAUUUCCAAUGUUUAACAUUCCUAUUAAAUUCAAAAAUCAUUUUGGAAGAAUAACCAUUGCCUGUUACCCGGCAAUUGAUCCAGUUCCGGCAAUUAUUUUUAUAAAAAAUUUUAGAAAGGGAUGUAUUGAGCUGCUCACGUGUAAAAAACAGAGUAAUCAAGUUGCUAUCAGUCACUUAAUUAAUUAA